This is a messenger RNA of Colletotrichum destructivum, 2886 nucleotides long. RefSeq names its product Putative amino acid permease. Gene Ontology annotation, cellular component: membrane. Gene Ontology annotation, molecular function: amino acid transmembrane transporter activity. The transcript is spliced from 5 exons. Gene Ontology annotation, biological process: amino acid transmembrane transport. Bases 410 to 2089 code for a protein of 559 amino acids. NCBI's taxonomy places the organism in Eukaryota, Fungi, Ascomycota, Sordariomycetes, Glomerellales, Glomerellaceae. The record is from RefSeq and is a predicted model, not a curated record.
UCGCCAUACAACAGUAAUCAAUGGCGGCAUGGCAUGUCUGGACAGUAUCCCCGAGCCACUGCAUUACCAAGAUUUGUGCCCAGACCGAAGCAGACCGAGUUGCAUCGCAUCUAUUCUCGGUGAAAAGGGCUCUCUUCACCAUCGACCUCAUGGCCAUGGAGAUCUCGCCCCCCCUUCGACCCCACCGGCCCAGGAACGCCCCGCGACUAGAGCGAUGAUGCCAUUCUCUACCCUCCGGUUUCGCGUCUCGCAUGGGGAAGAAAGGGGAAAAAACCUGCAGACUGGAGUAAAUAUUUGAUCAAUCCGGUCCCCUGCCCCAUCGUGCCGUUGACAGUCCGUCCCCUUUUGCUCGUUCGCUCGUUCGUUCGUUCACUCGUACGUCGCACUACCGGACAAGACAACACCAGCCAUGGCCGCGUACGACACCGACAGGCGGUCGCCCAUCGGGCCCGCCGCCGACCACGACGCCGUCCGGGACAUUGAGCGGUCCGGCGACGACGACCGCCAUCACGACGACAAGGCCGCCAUCCUGGAACCACAGCUCGGCGUCGGCGGCCACGGCCGCACCGAGCGCCGCCUGCGCGACUACCAGGUCACCAUGAUCGGCUUCUGCAGUGGUAUCGGAACCGGUCUCUUCAUCGGCGCGGGCUCGGCCUACGCCAAUGCCGGUCCCGCCGGCUUGCUGCUCGCCUACCUCGUUGUCGGCGCCGUUCUCUGGUGUGUCAUGCAGAGCAUCGGCGAGUUGGCGACGUUGAUCCCCACCGCCGGAUCGUUCCCCCACUGGGCUACCCGCUUCAUCGACCCCGCCGUCGGCUUCUCCCUCGCCAUCUCCUACGGAUACUGCUACACCAUCGCCAUCGGCUCCGAAGCCUCGGCCGCCGCCAUCCUGGUAUCGUACUGGACCGACAUAACCCCGGCUGUCGUGAUCACCGUCUCCCUCGUCCUCAUCCUCGCCUCCAACCUGGCUAGCGUGCGCUGGUACGGCGAGGCCGAGGUCAUCGGCGGCUCCAUCAAGGUCCUCUGCUUCAUCGGUCUCGUCUUCACCUCCAUCAUCAUCACGGCAGGGGGCGGGCCAAACCACGAGGCCAUCGGCUUCCGUUACUGGAACAACCCGGGCGCUUUUGUGGAAUAUAACGGUAUCGCGGGGUCCUCCGGCCACUUUCUUGGCUUCAUGGCCGCCUUCGUCAAUGCCUCCUUUUCGUUCAUCGGUAUCGAAACCGUCGUGGUGGCCGCGGCCGAAUCCAUCAAUCCCCACAAGGCCAUCCCGAACGCGGCCCGCCGCGUGACGCUGCGGAUCGGCUUCUUCUACAUCUUCGGCGCCCUCCUCAUCGGCCUCAUCGUCGACCCGCGCGAGCCGGGCCUGGUCUCCGGCAGCGGCAACGCCAACAGCUCACCGUGGGUCAUCGCCAUCCGCCAGGCCGGCAUCAACAUCCUGCCCUCCAUCGUCAACGCCUGCAUCCUCGUCUCGGCCUGGUCGGCCGGCAACUCGUACUGCUGGGUCGGCUCGCGCAUGAUUGUCGCCAUGACGACGGACAGGCAGCUGCCUCAGGUCUUUGGCCGCACCAACAGGUACGGCGUCCCCUACGUCGCCGUCAUCACCUCCUGGCUCUUCGGCCCCCUGGCGUACCUGAGUCUCGGUUCCGGAGGUGCCGCGGAUGCCUUCCAGUGGCUUCUGAGCUUGAGCACCGUCGCCGGCCUGAUCGCGUGGGCGACGCUCUGCUUCUGCUACAUCCGGUUCCACCGCGCCAUGAAGGUUCAGGGCGUCAGUCGUGACACCCUGCCCUGGAAGGCGCCUCUGCAGCCGUAUGCGGCCUGGUUCGGCUUCAUCGGGUCCACAGUCAUCACCCUUGUCGCCGGUUUCUCCGUGUUUCUCGCUGGCAACUGGUCGACUGCGGACUUCAUCGCGUCGUACAUCGGCAUCCCGAUCUUCAUCGUUCCCAUUAUCGCUUGGAAACUGUAUCACAAGACUAAGUUUGUUCGCGCUCACGAGAUUGACCUUUGGUCGGGCCGCCUUCAUGAGUCGGAAUACGUUCCCGAAAGGCCCAAAGCAACGACGUUUAAGGGCCGCGUCAAGGACUGGUUCUCAUAGUGUCUUGAAUGUUUGGAGAAUCAGGGACAGGUUGUCUGAGCCCUUGGGAGCUUCUCUAAGUGGACAUCAUGACCGUGGAUGGUUUUAGUAAUGGAACGUUAAAAGUUCGUUCUAUUCUGUGAUCCUUCGCCGCCUAAUGUUGAUAUCACUCGAACAACAUAAAGCGACGACCGUGGAUGAUGUGAAAGAUGUAGGGAUACUGUUGGGAUUCGCCUUACUGCCGUAUUCCACCCAGGAUUAAUCCGGAUCAGGUCGGCCGGAAUGGAAUAUAAACAGCAACGGUCCUACCAGCGGUUGCCCUCGGCAGCAGGUCUCACCCCUCAAAGGUAGCCCGUUCACAUCUUCCUCCCUCGAUGACUAUGAUAAUACAACGAUAGAAAAGAAACCUCGAGACCACGAAGCUGCGAAUAGCUGCAUUUCAGCCUAUUCAGUUACUCGUCACCCCCUUCACCGUGUUUCCCACAGAGACCGUUGAUGAUUUCGAGGAAGACGAGGCCAUAACGAACGCUGAGCCUCAAGCUCCCAAUGGCUUGUUUGGAAACAAGAUCUAUUUAGCGCUGAUACUCCAAAGAUGCUGAAGGGGAAUUAAUACAUCUCUCAGGAGGAUCAUCUCAGCUUCUCUCGUGACUUGAACGUAGUAGGCAUCUUUAGUACCUAGAGAAGCGUUGGCGCGCUCACUGGUGACGUAAGAAGCCAUACGCAAGUUGUAUUAAGUACGACCCUGUCUUCAUUCACUUUUACUGCUCAGUCGCCUGUAUGUACAUUAGCAGUAACUGAUGUCUAUUUUACAACCAAAC